CUCUCUCUCUCUGCCAUUGCCACGGCCGAGACCUUUUUCGCCGCCGCAUCCUCUACCACGGAGAAAAGCUCCCAAAGCUGUUGACAAAGAUCUCUAUAGGAUCUCGCCAGCGCUCCUUCUCGCCAAACACCGAAGAGUUGAAUCUGAGUACCUCCCUCUGUACACUAACUAUGGUCUAGGUCUUACCACUUGGAGUCCACUUGCAUCAGGAGUUUUGACUGGAAAAUAUUACUCUGGAACCAUCCCACCUGAUAGUCGGUUUGCAUUGGAAAAUUACGAGGUCCUCAAUUUCUCCAUCUUAACGUUGAAGUAAAGCUAUACCUCCUCCAUCCCUUCGUCUCUAGCGGUUGCAUUAGCAGAGGUGCAUCAUGGCCAAUGGGAGAUUAGGACAAUGGUUGCAAAUGCUAGUUUGUGUACUGAUAUUGCUCAAAACAGAAGGCUUUUAUGUUGGCAUAGCUUAUGUUCAGAAUUCUGUUGCAAAAGGAGCAGUUUGUUUGGAUGGGUCUCCCCCGGCUUACCAUCUUGAUAAGGGGUUUGGAGCAGGAAUUAACAAUUGGUUGGUUCAUUUUGAGGGAGGAGGAUGGUGUAACAAUGUUGCAACUUGCCUUGCCCGUAAGAACACUCGUCUAGGUUCAUCUAAGCAAAUGGCAAAUCAGCUUGCUUUCUCUAGGCUUCUGAGCAACCUGCAAAAGUUUAAUCCAGACUUCUAUAAUUGGAAUAGGAUCAAGGUUAUGUACUGCGAUGGGUCAUCAUUUACAGGCGAUGUCGAAGCAGUCAAUCCCGCUACUAAUCUUCACUUCAGAGGUGCAAGGAUUUUUGCCGCUGUUAUUGAGGAUCUAUUAGCAAAAGGAAUGAAGAAUGCUGCAAAUGUACGUGUGGUUCAUAUCUAUGUUGCAUACUCUCUUUCUCCCUUUGACUUGGCUACUCAGGGAUCAGCGAAAAAUUUACCCAUAUCGUGCACUUCAAAAAUGAGACCUGGUUUGUGUUUUUUCCCCCAAAACAUGGCUCAGCAAAUUCAAACACCACUUUUUCUAGUAAACGCAGCCUACGAUUCAUGGCAGGGAAAGGGAAUCAAGCUUCGUGGUUUCUCAACACGGACAACGACAUACACGAAGCCAUUGAAUCCUCCUGCUAUUUCAUUUGAGACUAAAGAAGGAGGAGCUAUGUUGAGUGAAGCCAUGGCAGAAGGAACAGCUGAGGGGUCACUAAAGCUACUCGCAAACUAUGGAAUGCAAAGGGAUUUGAACUUCUGUGGUCCGGCAAGUUUGUGCACUGUGCUUAACGCCCUUCGUGUUGAUCCAAAACGAGCUUGGAAAGGUCCGUGGCGCUGGUUCGAGGAUCACAUGGUCGGGGAUUCGGAGAUCAUGGGGAAUAUCCAGAAAAAAGGAAUCACAUUUGAUAAUUUUGCUGAACUUGCUAGGAAACAUGUCGACAUUGAAGCAUUCAAGGCUCAACAUAGCUCGUUGGAGCAAUUUACUGACUCUGUGAUCAAAACGACUUCAGUGGAAGAUUUGCACAUGAUUCUGUCAUACUCUAGGAACAAGGUCAAUCAGACGGGUGAUGGUCAUUUUUCACCAAUGGCUGCAUAUCACAAGGGCAGUGACAUGCUUUUGAUAUUGGACGUUGCUCGCUACAAAUACCCUUUUCAUUGGUUGCCGCGGAUGAUGGUUUGGGAUGCCAUGAACCAAAUCGACAAAGAAACGGGUGAAACACGGGGGUUUAUGAUGGUGAGGAAGAAAUCUCAUGAGCCAGAGCUAUGGAGAGAUUGAUGAAAAGUGUAGAACUGAAUACUAGAUAUAUAUUGUUUGCUGGUACUUUGAAAUUGUUAAAUACUAUAUAGUUAGGAUUUUGUUCUGUUAGGUCUAAAGUAUAUGAUCAUGUUUUGGGGAGAUAUAUGUUUAUUGGAGGUUUAUGUCUAUUAGAUUCACUAU
Molecule: messenger RNA, 1931 nt
Organism: Camellia sinensis
Lineage: Eukaryota; Viridiplantae; Streptophyta; Magnoliopsida; Ericales; Theaceae
Source: RefSeq, a predicted model, not a curated record